Messenger RNA from Myripristis murdjan (pinecone soldierfish), 1419 nucleotides. RefSeq names its product piggyBac transposable element-derived protein 4-like. The coding region runs from base 1 to 1419 and encodes 472 amino acids. The transcript is spliced from 2 exons. NCBI's taxonomy places the organism in Eukaryota, Metazoa, Chordata, Actinopteri, Holocentriformes, Holocentridae. The record is from RefSeq and is a predicted model, not a curated record.
AUGCCCCUCAAGAGGUUCUUCCGGCUGUCGGCCGCGCUGCGCUUCGACGACAGGGCCACCAGGAGGGAGAGAGCGGAGGCGGCCGGGGGAGACAGGCUCGCGGCCGUGAGGGAGCUGUGGGACGCGUGGACCGCCAGGCUGCCCCUGCUCUACGACCCGGGCCCCCACGUGACGGUGGACGAGCAGCUGGUGCCCUUCAGAGGUCGCUGCUCCUUCAGGCAGUACAUGCCCAGCAAGCCCGCCCGGUACGGCCUCAAGAUCUGGGUGGCCUGCGACGCCAGGUCCAGCUACGCCUGCGCCAUGAGCCUGUACGCGGGCAGGAGCGGGGAGGACCUGACGGGGCCCGGCCGCUGCUCCCUGGGCGAGCGCGUGGUCGCCGAGCUGACCGAGGGCAUGCGGGGCCGCACCGUCACCUGCGACAACUUCUUCACCUCGCUGCCCCUGGCCCUGCGGCUGCUGAGGGAGCGGGACCUCAGGCUGGUGGGCACCGUGCGCAGGAACAGGCCCGAGCUGCCCGCCCGCCCCCUCGAGCUCAGGCUCAGGACCGCCUUCCUCGCCGCCCGGCGCAGGGGCGAGGCUCCCCCGGCCCGGCGCGGCCGGGGCAGGCCCCCCACCAAAGGAGGCAUGGAGCCCUUCGCCUCCGCGUUCGCCUUCACCCGCGAGGCCACGCUGGUCUGCUACGCCGCCAAGAAGGACAGGAGCGUGCUCGUGCUCACCACCGCGCACGGGCCGCCCCGCGUGGACGAGGGAGCCCGCCAGCGCAAGCCGCUGGCCGUGCUGGCCUACAACGAGAACAAGGGCGGCGUGGACAACCUGGACAAACUGGUGGCCGCCUACAGCUGCCGGAGGGCCACCCGCCGCUGGCCCGUGGCCCUCUUCCACAACGUGCUGGACGUGUCCGCCUACAACGCCCUGGUGCUGUGGAGGGAGAUGAGGCCCGGCUGGGCCUCGGGACGCCGCGACUCACGCAGGCUCUUCCUCGAGCGGGUCGGACGGGACAUGGUGGCCCCGCUGCUGUGCCGCAGGGCCCGGCUGCCCAGGGCCCCCGCGGCCGCUCUCAUGGUCAGGCAGGCCCGCGGGGAGGCCAGGGGGAGGGCCGCGCUGAUGCCGCCCCGGGACCGCGCCUCCGGACCCGGGAACCGCACCCCCGCGGGGCGCAGGGUCAGGUGCGGGGCGUGCCCCCCGGGAGCCGACAGGAAGACCACCUCUCGCUGCGUGGCGUGCGGCCUGGGCCUGUGCAGGGAUUGCUCCGUGCUGCGCUGCCCGGACUGCGACUCGGCUCUCCGCGGAGCCGCCGCGCCCGGGGGACCGCGAGGGUUAAUGAAACUAAAAUCAAAGUUUCACAUUUUGAAUUACAUUACGGGGGAAAAAACCACUAGCGGUUCUGAGGAGGGGCCAACAGGGGCCAGUGCCCCAUAA